GACGCGCUCAUCAGCGACACCAUCGACCUCCUAGGCUUCGCGCCGGCGCCCAAGGAGCCCAAGGAGCCCAAGAAGAGGAAGCAGGGGAUCGAGCAGACGAAGCCCCCGGCUGGCCGGCCAGACCAUAGCGCGAUCCUUACCUCUAUGAGCUCUACGGUCAAGUCGAGGGGCCCUUGGUUGGCCCAUCACAAGUCGGCAAGCGCAGGCCGGCUGCAGGUGGAGACCGAGGCGAAGAACCCUCUGAGCAGCAGCGGUAAGGUGGCGAACAGGGAUCUGUCCUCCAAGACGAAGCAUGCCAGCCUGUCUGCUCGUACCCUCACGCAGGGAGCGGAGGAAGCGUCUGCCCCCUCGGUCUCCUCCCUGCGGCCUCCUCUUGCUCCUCGGCUGCGAACGCUGAGCAGGAGCGCGUCCUCCACACCCCCGGCAGGAGCGUCGAGACAGGCGAAGGAGAACGUGUGCGCACGGAACAAGCCUGCUCAACCGGGGGGAGGGGAAGAGGCGAAGGAAGAGAAGCUGGGGGGGUUCGAGCUUGUGUUCCCCCACACCUCCGAGCUGAAGCAGCAGUGCGAGAAAUGCUUACAGAGCAACUCGGUAGACAUCCGACCCUUCGUGCAGGCGAUCAAGGAGGCGGAGCUGAGGUUGAGGAAAGAGGCUCGUGGCAGUCGCAAGGCAGCAGGGGAGGAAUGAGAUGAGACGAGAUGAGAUGUGAAUGUAUUAUUUAACCUUCUUGCCAUGGAGAGGACAAUGUUAUAAUAAAGUGACUUAAUGAAUGUG
Guillardia theta CCMP2712 is the source of this 774-nucleotide messenger RNA. RefSeq lists its product as hypothetical. Lineage: Eukaryota; Cryptophyceae; Pyrenomonadales; Geminigeraceae. The record is from RefSeq and is a predicted model, not a curated record. Bases 145 to 687 code for a protein of 180 amino acids. The transcript has 2 exons.